Molecule: messenger RNA, 1717 nt
Organism: Pogona vitticeps (central bearded dragon)
Lineage: Eukaryota; Metazoa; Chordata; Lepidosauria; Squamata; Agamidae
Source: RefSeq, a predicted model, not a curated record
GCUGGUUUUUGUUUUGUUUUAGGUUAGUUUCCUGUUAACAAGAGAAAGAAUUCCCCAGGAGCAGCAAAAAGGAAUCAGAGAAGAGUCCUUGAUGCAGGACAGCAUGGCAAAAACAGUUGCAGUCAUAGGAGCCGGGGCCAGUGGUUUGACUGCCCUUAAGUGCUGCUUGGAUGAGGGUCUUCAGCCCAGGUGCUUUGAGCGAGGGGAUGACAUCGGGGGGCUGUGGAGGUUCCAGGAAAAUGAUACUGAUGGCCAAGCGAGCAUUUACAAGUCUUUAACCAUUAACACCUCGAAGGAGAUGAUGAGUUACAGUGAUUUUCCCAUCCCCGAAGAUUUCCCAAACUAUAUGCACCACAGCAAAGUAAUGGAGUAUUUCAGGAUGUAUGCAAAACACUUUGACUUGCUCAAAUAUAUACGUUUCAAGGCGACUGUCUGCCAGGUCAAGAAAUGCCCAGAUUUUGCCAUCACUGGACAAUGGGAAGUUGUCACAGAAAUGUAUGGGAAGCAACAGUCUGCUAUCUUUGAUGCUGUUCUGGUUUGCACUGGCCACCAUAUAGAUCCUUAUUUGCCCCUGGACUCAUUUCCUGGUAUUGAGAAGUUUAAGGGGAAAAUUAUACACAGUCGGGAAUAUAAGCAUCCUGAAAAGUUCCGGGACCAGCGCCUCCUUGUCAUAGGUUUGGGAAAUUCAGGAGCUGACAUCUCGGUGGACCUCAGCCAUGUCACUAAGCAGGUUUUUCUCAGCACAAGAACUGGCACCUGGGUGGUGAAUCGUGUCUCUGAUGAUGGAUACCCCCUAGAUGUGAUUCAUUUCACACGUUUCAAAAACCUCCUUCGCCAUAUGCUUCCCACAGCUCUGGUAAACCUGUGGGGAGAGAAGAAGUUGAAUACAAGGUUUAACCAUGAGAACUAUGGUAUAAAGCCCCAGCACCGGUUCCUCAGUAGAUAUCCGAUAGCAGCUGAUGACCUCCCAAAUGCCAUCAUUGCUGGCAGGGUGCUAAUGAAGCCAAAUGUGAAGGAGUUCACAGAGAGAGGUGUGGUUUUUGAAGAUGGCAGCAGAGAGGAAAAUGUGGAUGUUGUGAUCUUUGCUACAGGAUACAGUUAUUCCUUUCCCUUCAUUGAGAAUGGUGUGAUCAAGACAAGGAACAAUCACAUCCCAUUAUAUAAAUUUGUCUUCCCACCGCAUCUGGAAAAGCCCACACUAGCCAUCAUUGGCCUUCUCCAGCCUUUGGGAGCCAUCAUGCCAGUAUCCGAGCUCCAAGCUCGCUGGGCUACAAGAGUCUUCAAGGGCUUGAUCACAUUGCCUUCAAAGGAUGAAAUGAUGGCUGACAUUAUGAAGAAGAUGAAGUAUAAUGAGAAACGGUACGUACCAAGCCAGCACAUAUCCUUACAGGUUCAGUAUGUUGACCAUGUGGAUGAAUUAGCCUUCCUUGCAGGAGUGAAGCCCAAUCUUUUGCGUCUCUUCCUGACCGACCCGAGGUUGGCUUGGGAAGUGUUCUUCGGUCCCUGUUCAGCUAUGCAGUUCCGUCUGAUGGGGCCCGGGAAGUGGGAAGGAGCCAGAAACGCCAUCCUCACUCAAAGAGAGAGAAUUGUCAAGGCCACAAAGACACGAGCUCUGCCAAGCUAUGCGGACUCUGCCACUGCCACUUGGGAUCCUUCUCUCUUUAUCAAGGUUCUUGGUUGUUUGGCUGUCUUGGCUGCUAUAUUCGCUUAUCUGUAA